This is a messenger RNA of Colletotrichum godetiae, 1104 nucleotides long. RefSeq lists its product as uncharacterized. The record is from RefSeq and is a predicted model, not a curated record. The transcript is spliced from 5 exons. Bases 1 to 1098 code for a protein of 365 amino acids. Lineage: Eukaryota; Fungi; Ascomycota; Sordariomycetes; Glomerellales; Glomerellaceae.
AUGGGAGGGGACACUGGUGAUACGAGGAGUCUGGUAACAGUGGUUUGGGCAGUCAAUCUUACGGCUUUCGUUCUCGUCGGAAUAGUAGUGCCUCUCCGGAUCAUCGUCCGCUGCACUGUAACACGGAAUUUUUUCAGCGACGAUGUGCUCCUGAUCAUCGCCGCGCUCUUUACUUUCGCAGUAUGCGCGCUACUUCCAAUCGCGACCGACCUAGGACUCGGUCAGCACUACUGGAAUCUCGAUGCUGAAUUUCUCCCCGACAACACCAAGAGCUUACUCCAGCUCAUUUUCAUUGCUAAUACUUUAUACCCCUGUGCGAUCGCGUUUACUCGUCUCUCAGCAAUCGGCUCUUUUCUCAGACUCAUAACACAAAAAAGCGCGCGUUGGAUCAUGUACGGUGCGGCGGUGAUCGCUGGAGGGUUCGGCUUGGCAUCCGUAUUUGCCGUCAUCUUCCAAUGCAAGCCCAUCACGGCAGCAUGGAACUCUUCGACUAGCGGCGCGACGUGCUAUCCAUUCAUCGACUUCCUUCAUGCCAGCGCGGCUUUGAAUAUUGCGAUCGACAUGCUACUAUGUACAGUGCCGCUGCCGUAUAUCUGGAACAUAAAGAUGGCAAUAGGCAAGAAAGUUUUGCUCACGAUCCUCUUUGCCUUUUCUGGGCUAUCAUGUGCCGCGGCGAUCCUCAAGCUUGUCAACCUAGAGCCUCUGAACGAUUCUGACGUGACCUACAGCUGGGUCUCAUGGGUGCUCUGUUCCAUCGCUGAAUGCACCAUCGGCAUCGUCUGUAUGUCGAUACCGCCGAUCAUUCCCCUCUUAACCAAGUGCUCCCGCAACAAGCCACCCACGCCUCGAAAGGAAAGAAGCAAGUCGUUGCGGUAUACCUUAUUCGCCGAAAAGCCAACGUUCAGCCGUGCUGUGGCGCCGCGAGUCAUCAGGCCGAUGGCGACACCGUGGAAGGAUCAACCGCUCGAGAGGACCGUUAACCCGGACUUUAAGCCAGAGUUCCAUUGGUUGAGGUUGGAACAGCAAGAAUUUGGCCGUUGUUGGGACAGGAGUCCUCAGUCUACUAAGGCUGAUCAGGUUCUCGGAAUUGCGUUAUAGACCUCC